AUGUGUGCCGAAACAUCGGAUGGGAGCUACUUCUGCGGCUGUCACAAAGGCUACGAACUGAAUCCUGAUGGUAGGACAUGCAGUCCUUCAGAGGCCUGCGAUCCGCCCUGUAUGGGCAAGGCACAGUGCUUUCGGGGCAGGUGUAUUUGUCCCACCGGCUUUCAAGGGCCCCGCUGUGAUGUGGACAUCGAUGAGUGCGCGAUGCCUGCUUACGUCCAUGGCUGUGCUCACGGCUGCAGAAACCUCUACGGCUCUUACGAAUGCAUCUGCCCAUCCGGAUACACACUAAUGUCUGACAAGAGAACCUGUGUUGUGGCAGAUCCAUCCAACGAUUGCAUUAGCCCCUGCAAAAAUGGUGGUGUCUGCCGUGGCAACAAUCAGUGUUCCUGUCCGCGCGGCUUCGAGGGUUCCGACUGCAGUCAGGACAUUGACGAGUGCGUCACCCUUGCACCUUGCGACCCCGACUUUGGUAUAUGCAUCAACCGCUACGGCGGCUACGAGUGCGUCUGCCAACCGGGUUAUAUCCUCUUACUGGAUGGACGGCACUGCAUUCAGGAGGCUCGAGCCCGACAGGCCCCCCACCUCGUUUUCCGCGGUCGUGGGGUCAAAGGCAUCACCUUAGGCACCCCAGUGGAGCCCAGACUAUCUCUACAGGACUCUCACUUACCUACCCUCAAAAGACGGCUUUCCUAG
Hydatigera taeniaeformis is the source of this 693-nucleotide messenger RNA. The record is from the annotation of a GenBank genome assembly. Lineage: Eukaryota; Metazoa; Platyhelminthes; Cestoda; Cyclophyllidea; Taeniidae.